AUGGCUACGACAAAAUAUAUACUACUGGCCGAUUAUGAGUUUAUAUUCUCAAAGCAUUUUGAACAGCAGAUGAUUACCGUAGCUGAGAUCGAAACAAAAAAAAAUCCAAAAACAGCGCUGGUUUUUAGAAUAUUCGAAGUGGAUGAUUCAAUUAAAGAUUUACCCAGGGAGAAAAAGGCACUUGCAGUUCUUCUAAAAAAAGGUAAAGCUAUUGAAUUUCACGAGCGAUACUUUAAAGGAGCUCAUACAAUACCCGGUUUAGAAGAAUGGCUUCAAAAAGAAGUUCCGGAGAAUCAGCCUUCUGUCGAUCGUAUAGUAGCGUAA
Enterobius vermicularis (human pinworm) is the source of this 324-nucleotide messenger RNA. NCBI's taxonomy places the organism in Eukaryota, Metazoa, Nematoda, Chromadorea, Rhabditida, Oxyuridae. The record is from the annotation of a GenBank genome assembly.